CAUUGCUGUCAUCACCAUCGUUCCUGCUGUCCGUUUAUUGUGAACCCUUGGAGUUGUGAUCUGUGGCCAUGGGACAGAGGACAGUUUCUAGGGACCGGGGCUCCAGACACAUCUGGGCUCUACGGCCACAAGUCGACGCUUCUCAACUUUGCUUUGCUGGACUUUAACUGAAGUUCCAUCCAUGAACCGCUCUGCCUCCUUGGACAUCGAGGCCCUGAAGAUGAUGCAGGAGCAGUACACGCUGUCUGCGCAGCCGAGCGGCCUCCCGAGCCCGGACCUCACCGCCAUCCACCCCGUGGGGAUCUAUGGCUGGAGGAAGAGAUGCCUCUACUUCUUCGUGCUGCUGCUGGUGGUCAUCAUGAUCGUGAACCUGGCUCUCACCAUAUGGAUUUUGAAGGUCAUGAGUUUCACCAUAGACGGUAUGGGGUCGCUCAAGGUCAGCGGAGAUGGCGUUCGCCUAGAGGGCGUUGCUGAGUUCCUGUUGCCCCUCUAUGCCCGAGAGAUCGGGUCUCGGGAGGACAGCGCGCUGCUUCUGCACUCGGACCGGAACGUGACCCUGAACGCGAGGGACCACCGGGGCCUCCUCACGGGGCAGCUCACUGUGGGACCCCAGGCAGUGGAGGUGCACACGCAGCGGUUCGAGGUGUGGAGCCACGAUACACGGAGGCUCCUGUUCUCAGCGGAGGACGACGAGGUCCAGAUUGGGACCGAGAAGCUCAGGGUCACUGGUGUGGAGGGGGCGGUCUUUCAGCACUCUGUGGAAACACCUCACAUCCGAGCAGAACCUUCCCAUGAUCUUCGGCUGGAGUCUCCGACGCGGACGCUCACUAUGGAGGCCCCCCGAGGAGUGGAGAUCAGCGCUGAUGCCGGUGACCUCAGGGCGACUUGCCGGAAAGAUCUGCAGCUCGAGUCCACAGAGGGGGAGAUUUUCCUGAACGCGCACGUGAUCCGCCUUGGCAGUCUACCCAUCGGCACAACGGCUGCCGCUCACGGUUCAACUGUUCCUAAGCAGACGGUGUACGAGCUGUGCGCCUGCCCCAAUGGAAGGCUCUACUUGUCCCCUGCAGAGUUAGAGUCUACCUGCCAGGCCACCAGCAACGUGUGCCUGUGGAGCUGAGUCUGGCCAGACUCUACCCCCCCGACUCCACAAGAAUCCUGGUCACGUCAAGGUGCAGCCCCGGCCACCCUGUGGCCUAUAUUGAGAAGAGCCGGCUGGAUGGCCCAAGAGUCUGGUCUUCCAAACCACAGGGCAUAUAAACCAUCCCUCAGUGGUCGGCGGAAACCCCGCCUCUGAAAAGAGGGCCGAAAUCCUGCGUCUCAUUGGGAACAAAAAGAACCCCAAGACUUGUGUGAAGGGGAU
This is a messenger RNA of Scleropages formosus (Asian bonytongue), 1360 nucleotides long. RefSeq names its product zeta-sarcoglycan-like. The transcript is spliced from 8 exons. Gene Ontology annotation, cellular component: sarcolemma; sarcoglycan complex. The coding region runs from base 182 to 1117 and encodes 311 amino acids. The record is from RefSeq and is a predicted model, not a curated record. Gene Ontology annotation, biological process: cardiac muscle tissue development; heart contraction. Lineage: Eukaryota; Metazoa; Chordata; Actinopteri; Osteoglossiformes; Osteoglossidae.